AUGGCGGUCUCGGCGCUGCUUCUCGUUACUGUUCUACUUUAUAUCGACUUUGUGACAUCUAAAAUCGAUGUCAUCUAUUCGCCAAACGAGUUCCAACACUUUCGCACCGGCGAACGAAGAUCGUUGACAGUUCAAGUAACAGACAGCUCACCAUCUCAAGGAUCAGAAAAUCGCAGUCUCCAGGUGAAAUGUGAGGACACAUUUACUUGCAAGGUUCUCUCCUAUCCGGAAUAUGUGCUUCUGCUGCCGGAUGAGAACUACACGUCCUCGUUUCACGUUGAGAUCGAGGCGCUGUUUCUCGGCGUCACUCAGCUGAGCGUCACCGUUGGAGACGAAUCUGUCGAACCAUUCCCAUUGCGUUUUCUUCGCUCAAAUCAUGACCAAAAAGUAACACUGGUGUUCACAAUAUUUAUAGCAAUUUUCGUGCUAAUUAUCUCGUUUAUGAUGGGAACGCAACUCGAACCAAAAAGGAUCAUCGGGAUUGUUCGGAAACCAGUUGGACCAACAGUCGGAUUCUUCUGUCAAUUUGGUCUCAUGCCCACGCUUGGCUUUCUCCUCGCCGAGUUCGGCCUACCGGCAAACGAAAUUUCCCUCAAAUUGGCACUUUUUGCGGUGUCCACAUGUCCUGGUGGUGGGAAGAGCUCAUUUUGGACGAUUAUUUUCGGCGGAAACCUCGAUCUUUCAAUUUCGAUGACCUUCACGCAAACAAUCGCUGCACUGUUUAUGAUGCCCUUAUGGAUGUCAACCCUUGGCAAACACUUCACCGACGCUCAUGUUCGCAUUCCAUUUUCAAAGAUGAUUGAGGGCCUCGUCGGGCUUAUAAUACCUACUGGAUCUGGCAUGAUUAUGUCUCAUUUCCGUCCUCAGUACAUCACUGCUAUUAGUAAAUGGAUCAAAAGAUUGUCGUGGGCGGCGAUGAUUGUGAUCUUUGCAUUUGCGCUCUAUGCGAAUUACUACAUUUUCUGGUUGAUCACAUGGCCUAUUGUACUGUGUGGAUGUGCGUUGCCAUGGCUUGGGUACCUUACAGCGUUCAUCGUUGCGAUGUUGUUUAAGCAAAACUUUAAGGACUGCAUCACGAUUGCUAUAGAGACAGGAAUUCAGAAUAUAGGAAUUGCAAUGCUCCUGGUGAUGUGGUGUUUCCCGGCACCUGAGUCGGACAUUGCCGUCACAAUUAUUUUCGUUGUCGCCAUCGUAACCGACAAACCGUUGCUUAUUAUAUGGCUCGUAUCGAGGGCAUAUAUGAAAUGUUGUAAAAGAGAUACUGUAGCACAGGUCGAGGAUAAGCCUGAAAAAUUGCAAGAGAUUUCGACGCCAAGCAGCACUGAUGAGUCUGAUAGUUCAGCGUUCGAUCCAAAGGAUAAGGAACUGGAAAAGAACUUCCAGGAAAUUUUCAUAGGCUCUGACAAGGAACAACAACAACAACAACGAUAA
Messenger RNA from Necator americanus (New World hookworm), 1431 nucleotides. RefSeq lists its product as uncharacterized. Bases 1 to 1431 code for a protein of 476 amino acids. Gene Ontology annotation, cellular component: membrane. The transcript has 12 exons. NCBI's taxonomy places the organism in Eukaryota, Metazoa, Nematoda, Chromadorea, Rhabditida, Ancylostomatidae. The record is from RefSeq and is a predicted model, not a curated record.